AUGCGUGUGACCCUCAUAUUGAAAGUCUUGUUACGUCACUUUGAUCACACCCAAGUGUGCAUGGUCAGCAUCACUUAUGCCAGCCCCCAAGUGGGCGUAAACAGCUUCACCUGGGCCAGCCCUCAAGAGAGCGUGGCCAGCAUUUUCCCCUACACUUCCUCCUUUUGUUUUUGUGUUCAUGGUCACUAUGCACUGCACCUGUGCACAGAAGCCAAAAAACAUUGCUGGUAUUUUGAAGGACUCUAUCCCACAUACUAUAUAUGCCGUUCCUAUGAAGACUGCUGUGGUUCCAGGUGCUGUGUGCGGGCCCUCUCCAUACAGAGGCUGUGGUAUUUUUGGUUCCUGUUGAUGAUGGGUGUGCUCUUCUGCUGCGGAGCUGGUUUCUUCAUCCGCCGGCGCAUGUAUCCACCACCACUCAUAGAGGAGCCGACAUUCAAUGUGUCCUACACCAGGCAGCCACCAAACCCUGCUCCAGGGGUCCAGCAGAUGGGGCCGCCAUAUUACACUGACCCUGGAGGACCUGGGAUGAAUCCUGUUGGCAACACCAUGGCAAUGGCUUUCCAGGUCCAACCCAGUUCACCCCACGGAGUCACAGCCUACCCACCCCCUCCUUCCUACUGCAACACGCCCCCGCCUCCCUAUGAACAGGUGGUGAAGGACAAGUAG
Messenger RNA from Cricetulus griseus (Chinese hamster), 666 nucleotides. NCBI's taxonomy places the organism in Eukaryota, Metazoa, Chordata, Mammalia, Rodentia, Cricetidae. The record is from RefSeq and is a predicted model, not a curated record.